Molecule: messenger RNA, 1569 nt
Organism: Gekko japonicus
Lineage: Eukaryota; Metazoa; Chordata; Lepidosauria; Squamata; Gekkonidae
Gene: GPX3
Product: glutathione peroxidase 3
Exons: 5
Biological process (GO): response to oxidative stress
Molecular function (GO): glutathione peroxidase activity
Source: RefSeq, a predicted model, not a curated record
CAGAGAGACACUCACUGCAAAUAGUAGCUCUCUGUGGGGACAAGGAGAGGGUGCUUUGCACCCUUGCUCCCAACAGCUGCCCCUAUCAUGAAGGGCAGACAUUUGGAAUCGUGGAUUUUCUCCUUGUUCUUAGCUGGCUUUGUUCAGCCAAAUCUGGGACAGGCAGAGCCACAGAAGGUCAGCUGCCAUGACUCAGUAGAUGGAACAGUCUAUAACUAUGGGGCCCUUACCAUAGAUGGUGAUGAGUACAUCCCCUUCCGGCGGUAUGCUGGGAAGUUGAUCCUCUUUGUCAAUGUGGCCUCCUACUGAGGACUCACAAUGCAGUACCUUGAACUGAAUGCACUACAAACUUCACUGGGGCCUUACGGCCUAGUCAUCCUGGGCUUUCCAUCCAAUCAUUUUGGAAAACAAGAACCUGGCGAGAACAAUGAAAUCCUUAACUCGUUGAAAUAUGUAAGACCCGGGGGAGGCUUUGUCCCAAAUUUCCAGCUCUUUCAAAAAGCAGAUGUGAAUGGGGAGAAAGAACAAAAGAUCUAUACCUUUCUAAAGAACGCCUGUCCACCUGUUACAGAUAGCUUUGGUGAUGUUCCUGGGAGACUUUUCUGGCAUCCUCUGAAGAUCCAUGAUAUCAAGUGGAAUUUUGAGAAGUUUCUGGUCAGUACAGAAGGGAAGCCUGUGCUGAGAUGGUAUCACAAGACUAACGUUGCCACGGUGAAGAAUGACAUCAUACAAUAUAUGAAGGAGCAGGGGAUGCUGUAUGGCUAGAGCCCCUACAGACUCGGAGAAGUGAGCUGCGGGCGGGGAGGGGAGAAUGCUGCUUUAUCCAGAACCAAACCAUAAAUCUAAGAUUAGAUCUUCAUACCUUAUGAAUGUGAAUAAUCCUUAAAAGACAGAACGCUCUUUAAGAGCAGUUGUCAGUCUGCCCAUUUGCUCGUGCUGUGUAGUAUAGAGCGUAGCGCCUUUCCUUAAUGUACAGACUUCCCAAUACAUAUGGGGCAACGUGACUUUGACUUACUCCAGCCCAUGCCCCCAUCUCCCACUUCAGUUUUCACACUGGCAAACAGGAUCCAUCCCUGAACUAGUUAACUAGAGACACUCCUUAACCAGUCCCACUGUACUGUGUCAGAAUCCGACAGUGCCAUCCUAGGCAAUACACUUCUAAGGCCCCUAUUGCAGGCCGUUACAAUCUUUAACAUCUAACUGAUUAUGAGCAGAAACAUCGUGGAACAUCUGGGCAGUGGAAAUUUAGCAACAGAAAAAACACACACAUGGAGAUUGCUUGUCCCUCCCCUUGUUAACUUAUUUAUGAAAAAGGAGAAAGUAUGCCACACUGAGUCACCCCCAUGCCUUCUGUCCAUUGCUGACCUUGCUUUGCAGUGAUGUGCUAACAACUGGAGGAUUCCACUCCUGUUGUGAACCAACAAAGCCUCAGUGAUAAGACAGCAUUUCUGUCACCUCUGGAUAAAGUAUGUUCUCCCUCUCUCUCUCUCUCUCCCUCCCUCCCUCCCUCCCUCAUGCUGAUCAGACCCAACCAAAUAGAGUGUUUAUGGACUGAAAAUUCUCAAAAGU